AUGGACGUCACGGGGCUGCGGCACCGCAUCCACGAGGCGUAUAAGAGCACUGCGGAGAUGCUGCUAUCGGCGCGCAGCGCCACGGCCUUCGCGGAGAAAGGCGUCCUCACGCCGGACGAAUUCGUCGCCGCUGGGGAUAAUCUGGUGGCCAAGUGUCCCACGUGGUCCUGGGAAGGAGCCGUCCCCUCUCGACGACGAAGCUUCCUGCCUGCCGACAAGCAGUACCUCAUCACUCGCAAUGUCCCCUGUCUGAGGCGAGUGGGGGCGAUGGAGGAGGAGGUGCUGCUGGCGACAGGUGGCAGCGAGACAUUGGUUGACGCUGACGUGGAUGGGGAGGACCACGAGCCCUGGGUUGCCACGUCGAAGCUCGGCGGUGCUUCCUCAGCAGCAGCAGGUGCGGGUUCGGCACAGCAGGAGUCCCUUCCCUCCAUCGAGGCAGCAGCACCCCCAGCAGCAGGAGGAGCAGGGGAGGGUGGGGGAGCGGGAGCAGGGGAGAGAAGGGCUGGAGGAGCAGCGGCGGGAGAUGAAGAGGAGGAGGACGAUGUACCCGAUAUAGCGGAAUUCGAUGAUCUGGAUAAUGUGCUCGAUGCGGACCCUGCGGCGCUACAGCUGGGGGGAGGGGGGUACCUGGUGGCAACAGAGCCAGAGGACGACCACAUUCUGCAGACUCGCACUUACGACCUCACAAUCACAUACGACAAGUACUACCAGACUCCAAGAAUCUGGCUCUUUGGUUAUGAUGAGCAACGGCAACCCCUGGCAGCAGAGCGAGUGUUUGAGGAUGUGAGCCAAGACCAUGUCAAGAAGACGGUUACCAUUGACGACCAUCCGCACCUUCCAGGAAAGUACGCAUCGGUGCACCCAUGCAAGCAUGCAGCGGUGAUGAAGAAGAUCAUUGGAAUCAUGGCAGCCAAUGGCGUGCAGCCACGUGUCGACCAGUACCUUUUCAUAUUCCUUAAGUUCAUCUCGUCGCUGGUGCCUACUAUCGAGUAUGACUACACCAUUGAUUUCGAUAUGGGUGGUACACUGGGCGCACAUGAGGACGACGGCGAGGGAAGUGAUGAUGAGAACCACAAGUCUAGCGGUAAUGGGAGAGACCAUGCUAGUGAAAUAGAGGAAGGUGUAAAAGCAGCUACAAUCACGGAGGUUAGUGGUGGGAAUGGGGAGACAGGGGACACAGUAAGAUAA
Closterium sp. NIES-65 is the source of this 1188-nucleotide messenger RNA. The record is from the annotation of a GenBank genome assembly. Lineage: Eukaryota; Viridiplantae; Streptophyta; Zygnematophyceae; Desmidiales; Closteriaceae.